This is a messenger RNA of Rhinopithecus roxellana (golden snub-nosed monkey), 633 nucleotides long. Its product is annotated as protein MIS12 homolog. Gene Ontology annotation, cellular component: chromosome, centromeric region; nucleus. Gene Ontology annotation, biological process: mitotic cell cycle; kinetochore assembly; protein localization to kinetochore. The transcript has a single exon. Bases 1 to 618 code for a protein of 205 amino acids. The record is from RefSeq and is a predicted model, not a curated record. NCBI's taxonomy places the organism in Eukaryota, Metazoa, Chordata, Mammalia, Primates, Cercopithecidae.
AUGUCUGUGAAUCCAAUGACCUAUGAGGCCCAGUUCUUUGGCUUCAUGCCACAAACGUGCAUGCUUCGAAUCUACACUACAUUUCAAGACUACCUAUUUGAAGUGAUGCAGGCCAUUGAACAGGUUAUUCUGAAGAAGCUGGAUGGCAUCCCACACUGUGACAUUAGCCCAGUGCAGAUUCGCAAAUGCACAGAGAAGUUUCUUUGCUUCAUGAAAGGACAUUUUGAUAACCUUUUUAGCAAAAUGGAGCAACUGUUUUUGCACCUGAUUUUAUGUAUUCCCUCAAACAUCUUGCUUCCUGAAGAUAAAUGUAAGGAGACACCUUAUAGUGAGGAAGAUUUUCAGCAACUCCAGAAAGAAAUUGAACAGUUACAGGAGAAGUACAAGACUGAAUUAUGUACUAAGCAGGCCCUUCUUGCAGAAUUAGAAGAGCAAAAAAUUGUUCAGGCCAAACUCAAACAGACGUUGACUUCCUUUGAUGAGCUUCAAAAUGUUGGCAGGGAUCAUGGGACUAGUGAUUUUAGGGAGAGUUUAGUGUCCGUGGUUCAGAACUCCAGAAAACUACAGAACAUUAGAGACAGUGUGGAAAAGGAAUCGAAACGACUGAAAAUAUCUUAAUUGCUCAGUAGUCAA